This is a messenger RNA of Microthlaspi erraticum, 1941 nucleotides long. The record is from the annotation of a GenBank genome assembly. Lineage: Eukaryota; Viridiplantae; Streptophyta; Magnoliopsida; Brassicales; Brassicaceae.
AUGAUCACUACUGUAAUUCGCCGAUCUUGCCUUGAUGCGUCGAGGCGUACUCUCUCCGCCUCUCUGACCUCCAUUAAUGCGGCUCUAUUUCACAACCUUACUCCAUCCGCCGCCAGAGUCUCCGAUCUAGCUCCGAUUGGCUCCUCCGAUGUGAAGCCUGGCUUCUCCCUCUCUCCUCCGACGCCGAAUCCGUUUGGUGUGAAAGCGAGGGAAUUUCAUUUUCAGUCUGGACCUUCGGAGUUCAGAGCGUCGAUGGUUUCUCAUGCUGGGUUUGCGAGUAGCGACAGAGUAAUUGGAGAUCCGGAGAGUGUUGGCAGCAGCAGCAGCGGUGAUGGCCUCGCGAUAUCUGAGCUCGGAAUAUCUCCGGAGAUUGUCAAAGCUUUGAAGAGUAAAGGAAUCGAGAAACUCUUUCCUAUUCAGAAAGCUGUGCUGGAGCCGGCGAUGCAAGGCCGUGACAUGAUCGGACGUGCUAGGACUGGAACUGGAAAGACGCUUGCUUUCGGGAUUCCAAUCAUUGACAAAAUCAUCAAAUUCAACGCUAAACAUGGGCGUGGGAGGAAUCCUCUCUGCUUGGUUUUGGCACCGACGAGGGAGCUUGCUCGCCAGGUUGAGAAGGAGUUUAGAGAGUCUGCUCCAAGUUUGGAUACUAUAUGUGUCUAUGGAGGUACACCGAUUGGACAGCAGAUGAGGCAGCUUGACUACGGUGUUGAUAUCGCCGUUGGAACUCCAGGUCGUAUCAUUGAUCUGAUUAAGAGAGGAGCUCUGAAUCUAUCUGAGGUUCAGUUUGUGGUUCUUGAUGAAGCUGAUCAGAUGCUUCAAGUUGGGUUUGCUGAGGAUGUGGAAGUGAUAUUGGAGAGGCUGCCUGAGAAACGUCAGAGCAUGAUGUUUUCCGCAACGAUGCCUAGUUGGAUCAGAUCACUCACCAAAAAGUACCUUAAUGAUCCUUUGACGAUUGAUCUUGUUGGAGAUUCUGAUCAGAAACUGGCAGAUGGAAUUACGACGUAUUCUAUCAUUGCAGAUUCUUAUGGAAGAGCAUCCAUUAUUGGUCCUCUUGUAACGGAGCAUGCUAAAGGAGGGAAAUGCAUUGUAUUUACACAAACAAAACGUGAUGCUGAUCGGCUUGCAUAUGGAUUGGCGAGAAGCUUCAAAUGCGAAGCCUUACACGGUGACAUAUCACAGAGUCAGAGGGAGAGAACACUUGCUGGUUUCCGUGACGGGCAUUUCAAUAUCCUUGUUGCGACCGAUGUUGCUGCCCGUGGACUCGAUGUGCCUAAUGUCGAUUUGAUAAUUCAUUAUGAGCUUCCUAAUAACACGGAGACGUUUGUUCAUCGAACGGGACGAACAGGGCGUGCGGGCAAGAAAGGAAGUGCUAUUCUCAUCUACAGUCAAGAUCAAACGAGGGCAGUUAAAAUAAUCGAGAGAGAAGUCGGGAGCCGAUUCACUGAGCUUCCUAGCAUUGCUGUGGAACGUGGAGGUGGAAGCAUGUUUGAAGGAAUUGGUGGUCGAUCUGGUGAGUCCCUUGGAGGAGGCAUGAGAGAUCGUAGUUCAAGCUUUGGCGGUGGUCGUUCAGGUGGCUAUGGUGGUGGUGGUGGUGGUUAUGGUAGCAGCGGUGGCCGUUCAGGUGGUUCAAGCAACCGUUACUCUGGUGGUGGCUCAGACCGUUCUUCUGGUUUCGGUACCUUUGGUUCUGACCGUUCUUCUGGUUUCGGAGGCUUUGGUUCUGAUCGUUCUUCCCAGUCAAGCGGGAGGAGUGGGUUUGGUGGUCGUUCAGAUGACUACGGUAGCAGUGGUGGCCGUUCAGGUGGUUCUAGCAGCCGUUACUCAGGCGGUUCAGACCGUUCUUCUGGUUUUGGGAGCUUUGGCUCGGACCGUUCUUCUCAGUCAGGUGGAAGGAGCAGCUUUGGUAGCUUUGGCUCAAACGAUGGUAAAAAGUCUUACUGA